CCCAUCCCCCCUCUUCCAUAACAGCCCAUGCCUCCCUCUCUUUGUGCCCUUUCCUGCCCUGUCUCCCUCCCUAUUCCUGCACCUUCACCCGUCAUUCCUCCUUUUCCGCCCAUCCUUACACCCUUCUCUCCUCCCUCCCUCCCUGGGUCUCCUCGCCACUAGGUCCUAGGUCAUCUCUGUCUCGGCUUCAUCACCUCAGCCUGCCCCUCGCGGCUGCCUUGUGUUGGUCUCUGGAUCCCCCUCAGGGUGGGAGCAGGUUGUGACCAGGCACAGCUGGCUCACCCCAAAGCAGAAUCUCUCCAUCCCAGAGGACCGUGGGAAGGCCAUUUGGCCACCCCUAUGUGACAGUUGAGGGCUGUGGCUUGCAGAAGGCACAAGUGAGCUCUCUGCCCUGUGCUCCAGGGAAUCAGAGUUGUGGCUGUGAGGUGUGACCCAGCUCCUCUGCUACCAUGAACAGGGCCCCUCUGAAGCGGUCCAGGAUCCUGCACAUGGCGCUGACCGGGGCCUCCGAUGCCUCUGGAGAGGCUGAAGGCAACAGGGAGAAGCCCUUUCUGCUGCGGGCUUUGCAGAUCACAUUGGUAGUCUCUCUCUACUGGCUUACCUCCAUCUCCAUGGUGUUCCUUAACAAGUACCUGCUGGACAGCCCCUCCUUGCAGCUGGACGCCCCUAUCUUUGUCACCUUCUACCAGUGCCUGGUGACCACAGUGCUAUGCAAGGGCCUCAGCACACUGGCCACCUGCUGCCCAGGUACUGUGGACUUCCCCACCCUGCACCUGGACCUUAGGGUGGCCCACAGUGUCCUGCCCUUGUCAGUGGUCUUCAUUAGCAUGAUCACCUUCAAUAACCUCUGCCUCAAGUAUGUCGGUGUGGCCUUCUACAAUGUGGGCCGCUCGCUGACCACUGUCUUCAACGUGCUGCUCUCCUACCUGCUGCUCAAGCAGACCACCUCCUUCUAUGCCCUGCUCACCUGUGGCAUCAUCAUUGGUGGCUUCUGGCUUGGUGUGGACCAGGAGGGAGCAGAGGGUACCCUGUCCCUGACGGGCACCCUCUUUGGUGUGCUGGCCAGCCUGUGUGUCUCACUCAAUGCCAUCUACACCAAGAAGGUGCUCCCGGCGGUGGACGGCAGCAUCUGGCGCCUGACCUUCUACAACAAUGUCAAUGCCUGUGUCCUCUUCCUGCCUCUGCUACUGCUGCUCGGGGACCUGCGGGCCCUGUGGGACUUUGCCCAGUUGGAUAGCGCCCACUUCUGGGGGAUGAUGACACUCAGUGGCCUAUUUGGCUUUGCCAUUGGCUACGUGACAGGACUACAGAUCAAGUUCACCAGUCCCCUGACCCACAAUGUGUCGGGCACGGCCAAGGCCUGUGCCCAGACGGUGCUGGCUGUCCUCUACUACGAGGAGACCAAGAGCUUCCUCUGGUGGACAAGCAACAUGAUGGUGCUGGGGGGCUCUUCCGCCUACACCUGGGUCCGGGGCUGGGAGAUGAAGAAGACUCAGGAGGAGCCCAGCCCCAAAGAGGAUGAGAAGAGCACCUUGGGCGUAUGAGCUCCUCCAGGGCCUCUGGAUGGCCCGGCCUUGGGAGGAAUACUCGAAUGGGGCCAGCACAGCAAUGAGGUCUGUCCCCGUGGACUCUGUGCUAUGUUGUGGGUAUUGUUCACAGACCUGAUCAGAAUGCAGUGUUUUCAAGUAAUAUCAGAAAGUUACCAAAACUCUCUACCUUCUUUCCAGUUUCAGGAAAAAAUGUCCUUCCCUAGAAGGACACCCUAGUGGGAGUGACACCCCUUCUUGCCCCUUCCCAGGGCCUGUCUACCUCCACAUCACUCUGGGAGUGGGAGUGGGAUGCAACUUUUAAGGGACAGUAUUGGCAUAGCUAUGAAGUCUUCACUUAUACUCAGGGGAGAUGGGGCGUGACACCACCACAGCAAACUGAGGUGAGUCUGGAAACCUUCCAUCUCUAGCAGACAGGCAGCAUAGCUUUGGCCCCACAAACCAGCCUUCCUUCAGAGGAGCGUGUGGGCUGGGCUGAAGGAGGGAAUGAAGGAGUGUCCUCUGAGACCAGCAGACCCAGGGGUUGCUGGGCAGGGAGAGGCCUGGGAAUGGGGUGGAUCAGGAGAAAGUGCCCACCACCUGCACCCUGUAGUUCCAGCUUUUGAACAUGAAAAACCACACACUCUUACAAAUUAAACAGGGUCAUUAACAUCUUCCAUACCUGCCUGGUUUCUCUGCCCCAAGGAGAGACUGCCUCUUGUCUCCCACCUGCUUCUCCCAUUUCCCAAUUCUGCAUCCCUCUAUGCCUUCAUCCUCAGGAGGGGCUAAUGGAGCAAGGGUCAGGGGCUCAGAGUCUUCCAUAUCAGCUGUGCCUGGUCCCCAGAUUCCUGGGGAGGGGGGAUGAGAAUCAGACUCUGAGUCUCUUUCCUUGUGAAGGUGAUAAAUAUAUUUCCAUUCUUCUCUGAAGUUGGGGCUGCAAGAACUGCUGCUUGUCCCCAGUCUUAGUUUAGCAGGCUAAACCUAUAAAAAAAAAAUACCUAUAAAAAAAUACCAAGGA
This is a messenger RNA of Otolemur garnettii (small-eared galago), 2544 nucleotides long. RefSeq names its product solute carrier family 35 member C1 (gene SLC35C1). NCBI's taxonomy places the organism in Eukaryota, Metazoa, Chordata, Mammalia, Primates, Galagidae. Bases 450 to 1544 code for a protein of 364 amino acids. Gene Ontology annotation, cellular component: Golgi apparatus. The transcript is spliced from 2 exons. Gene Ontology annotation, biological process: protein O-linked glycosylation via fucose; GDP-fucose import into Golgi lumen. Gene Ontology annotation, molecular function: antiporter activity. The record is from RefSeq and is a predicted model, not a curated record.